GCUAUUCGACGAUUGGUUUCUUUAAAAUUUCAAAAAAAGACGUGAGCCUCCGAGAUAUGACAAGAAGUUUUGUAUUUACAAAGUCAGUUUGUUGUCGAAACAUUUUACGUUUUAAUUUAGAUUAACAUUUUAUUUUGAAUUAGUUGCAUAGCGCAGAGUCUAAGCAAAGGAACAUGGACGAGAAAAAUAAAGAUCCUGCAAGAACUGUGCAAGAGCUGCGCAAGCAGAAACUUCUGGAGUACCUUGCAAACAAAGGGAAGCUGAAACCACCUAAUCCCAAACCUUAUCUAAGGGAUAUCCCAAAUACAAAGAAGGUACUACCAACGUCAUCCUGCCAAACGUUUUCACGUGUGGCCAGCAAAGAUAAAGAGAAUUCCUGUCCUACUGUGUCUAAAUCAAUAGUGAAUAAGAGCAAGAUCGGAAACGGCGCAAAUUGUUCUAAUUAUGCUGUGUCUAUUGAUGACCGUAAGCCUUGGAAUUCAAGCACUCUGAUUUCAAGACCAUCUGUGAAGACCUCUGUUUCCUCCAAGCCCUUGCCAAGUAGUUCUGCAGCAAAGCCCCCUAGUCGAUCUGCAUGUGUACCUUUGGAAAACCUUAGGGUUUCUGGAGCAUCACGGCAACAUCUGUCUGCAAAAGGUUUAAUUCCAAACCAUCGGCCUUCCAGUGCCACUCUGCAGCCCUCCUCAAGGACCCAACUGCUACCUUCUGUAAGGACUGCAGUUAAAAGAGCAGGGGAGGGAGCAUAUGUUCACAAUAAAACCACAGCCAAUCAAUUUGCUAAAGACUCUGGCACAUUUCGAUCAUUUGGAGACUUAAGAGCCACACGGCUGUCUUCUAGGGUAGUGGGUACAAAAACUGCCCUCGCUGGAAGGAGACCAGAAGAAGCAAAGAGCAACUGCAAGACAGACGGGCAGAGUUCCAGGACUGUUGCAGUCCAAGACCAGAAAUCCAUGAUCCCACUCUCAAGCGGACAUUCCCGUAGAUCUUUUCAAAGUCAGGCACGUAUCAAAUCCUGUGAUAGAGUAAGUGCACGUAAAGUUACAGACAGACGUACGCUUGGUUCUCGGACUGCUGCCUUCACAGAUAAGAACAGACCUUCUUCUGCAACCUUUGACAUGCACUUUUCAAGACGGGAACCUAGUGAAUUGAAAAACAAUGUAAAAUCUGCUGAGGGAAAUAAAAAAAUACUUUCCAAUAAACGUAGUAUAUGCAAAAAGGAGAAUAACCACCCAGUGGCAAGCAAUACGAUGACUACCAGGCCAUCCUCAUUGCCCAAUUUGCCAUCUAGACAGUCUCAACUAAGCUCAAAGGAAAAUUCUGUAAACAAGCUGGCUGAUGGCAUACAUGGAUUUACUGCCAAAGAGGAAGAAAGGAUCCGAAAGUUGCAAGAAUGGCAGAAAGCCAAAGGCAAAGCAUAUAAACGACCGCCAAUGCCCACACCUGUGAAAAAAGUGGAGGUAAAAAAUGAACUUCCGACGAAACAAUCAUUCUGGGCUACCAUAGAAGAAGAGGAUGCCAUUAAUAGCCUGGUGACCAGCAUUGAUCGUAUGCUGUCAGACUGCUUGGAACUAAUACACAAGGGGUGUCCAUCAGAGGAAGUGCUUGACAUCAUGGCUCGCAUGCCUGUUGCGAAAAAGUUUGCUCGGUAUUGGAUGUGUAAGGCUUGGCUAAUGGAACGUGAUGGGAAUUAUGAUGUCCUACCACUUUUUGAAGAAGCUGUGCGGGACGUUGCUGAGCCUGUUGAACAACUUCGAGCUGUUAUAUUUGAGAUAAUGAAAAAAAAGGAAGAUAACAAAGUGGCUUUAAAUUCUGUCCCUGAGGAGCCAACUACUCCUCUCCACCUGAGCAGCAGUGAACCUGUUCCAGUGGAAGACGACUCAAGUAAGGCUACUGAGAAUGAGCCAAAGACACCAAAGUCCCUUAAUGUCCUGCUCAGAACUGAGAAGAAUGGAUCUUCUGUUGUCAAAUACAAAGUUACAAGCACAGCUGGUGGUGCAGAGAAGUGCCACAAGACACCAGUCCAUUUGAGAGGACAGGAGCUAAAAUUUCUGACCCCUGUGAGAAGAUCUGUUCGAAUUGAGAAGCGCUCUUACCCGCAUGCACUAGAGGAGCACGACUUAUGUGUAGCAUCUUACCAGGAGCUGAUGGCUGCCGAAGAUAUGGACAACGCAAAAUACGUUUACAGGCAGAAUGACGCAUUGCAGGACCAGAUCCAGAUGGAAUUUGUCCUAUCAAGCUCUGGGGGUUCUUCCUUUGACGAGCACCGUGUUUUUGCUUUUUAGUGCUGUGUAACAUAAAAAUGGAAGGAAAAACAAAGUAAAAAUGUAUUUAUUUUGAUAUAUUAAUCAUGGCUUUUUAAUAAUACUUAAGGAUUUUUUUUUCUUCAGUUUUAACCAUUCAUGAUUACUUACCAAUAUCUGGGUUAUAUUAUAAUGAGACAGGCUUGACUAGGUUGAGAAGGCUAGUGCUUCUGUGAGUAGCUGGACAGCCAAAUAAUUCUGACUUGUGAGUUCUUUUUUUUUUUUUUUCUGUUCCAAAUAUGUCCUUUUCUUUUUUUGUAAUGGCAUUGCUGUCUGUUCUUUCACCUCUUCCAGCUUGAUACACCAAUGCCACUUCAGACAACACUUGCAUUCAGCUACUGCUCACUACAAAUUGGAGAGUGGCGCUAAUGCAGAAUUGUGUGUAUGUUUGUGUUUUGUUUUUGUUUUUUUCUUAUUUAAAUCCUUGUCUCUAAUUUUUGUUUGUCUCCAGAUAAAUACACAUAAAUGAAAUGUAAUAGGAAAAGAAAACUGUAUAACAAUACAUUGUUAAUGUUCCAGACUCUCAUGUCCUCCAUUUCUUUGAGGCAACAUCGAUAAUGAAGCAUGGCAGUUGUGGGUAUUUUUUAGACAAUUUUUUGAAAACUAUUGCAAAUAACAAGUACAUUCUUUUGAGCCUACAUACUCGGGACUAAAUCCAUAUUUACGCAAUGGUGGACAUUUGUAUAAAUAUGUUUCCAAGUAAGUGGAGCACAAGCUGUGUUCUUGCCAUACAUCGUGAUUAUAUAGAUGUUCUAACUUUAGCAUCUAUUUAGUACUAUAGUAUCUGUUCAGUGAAGGCGACAUUGAGUGAGAGAUGCUUACAUAUUAAUGUACAUCAUUUGUAUUUUCUAUUAAAUAUUCUAAAUUUA
Polypterus senegalus (gray bichir) is the source of this 3169-nucleotide messenger RNA. RefSeq names its product cytoskeleton associated protein 2-like (gene ckap2l). Gene Ontology annotation, cellular component: centrosome; cytosol; mitotic spindle. The transcript has 9 exons. NCBI's taxonomy places the organism in Eukaryota, Metazoa, Chordata, Cladistia, Polypteriformes, Polypteridae. Bases 174 to 2282 code for a protein of 702 amino acids. The record is from RefSeq and is a predicted model, not a curated record.